Molecule: messenger RNA, 3048 nt
Organism: Salvelinus fontinalis (brook trout)
Lineage: Eukaryota; Metazoa; Chordata; Actinopteri; Salmoniformes; Salmonidae
Product: S-adenosylhomocysteine hydrolase-like protein 1
Exons: 16
Coding region: 353-2020 (555 amino acids)
Biological process (GO): L-methionine cycle
Cellular component (GO): cytosol
Source: RefSeq, a predicted model, not a curated record
UGACUUAUCCAACAAACCGCCCACUUCGGAUGCUGAGCUUGUGACUGGCAACCGACUGGUUAACCGGCCGAAGACCGAAGUCACGACGGCAAGAAAAAUAGAGUUCUCAUUCAACACAGCCCACAGUCUGUCUAUAUAGUCAGGCUAGUGCUACAAGGUCAGUCUUUACAUUUUGCGGUGACAGCAGGCCGUUUCGGUUGGGAAAUUCCAAACACGAAACAGAAAAGCUCACAGGACAAGGAGACGAGAGAGGUGCGUGACAACAGAGAGAGAGACUAGCCUACACAGUUGCUACUAAGUCUGACAUCAUCCCAAUUAUAUUCCAAGAGGUCGGAAUCACUUGAAUGCGAAGAUGACAGACGCGGUCGUGGACGGCAAAUUGGAGGCGGUGAAACAGGCUACUAAAUAUGUCAAAGAGACCGAGAACGUUGCGGAAAAAUAUUCUGCGAUGACCGUUAGCAAGAACAGCGACAUGAACAUGAACGUGGGUGAAUUGCAGUCUGCAGCAUUUACUGCUGUGCCAUCUCUCAAACCCAUCAAGAAGAUCCAGUUUGCUAACGCGGAGGAUAAACAGGAGUUUCAGAAGUACCCCACUAAGGCCGGCCGGCGCUCCCUCUCUCGCUCCAUCUCCCAGUCCUCCACAGAUAGCUACAGCUCAGCUGCGUCCUACUCAGACAGCUCAGAUGACGAGACCUCUCCUCGGGACAAGGCCCAGGCCAACUCCAAGGGCAGCAGCGACUUCUGCGUUAAGAACAUCAAACAGGCAGAGUUCGGCAGACGGGAGAUCGAGAUCGCAGAGCAAGAUAUGUCAGCCCUGAUCUCCCUGAGGAAGAGAGCCCAGGCUGAGAAGCCUCUAGCUGGGGCAAAGAUAGUGGGCUGCACCCACAUCACAGCUCAGACUGCAGUUCUGAUAGAGACCCUGGUAGCUCUUGGAGCUCAGUGUCGUUGGACAGCCUGCAACAUCUACUCUACUCAGAACGAGGUGGCUGCUGCCCUGGCAGAGACUGGUGUGCCUGUGUUUGCAUGGAAGGGCGAGUCAGAGGAUGAUUUUUGGUGGUGUAUCGACCGCUGUGUCAACAAAGAAGGCUGGCAGGCCAACAUGAUUCUGGAUGACGGAGGGGAUCUGACCCACUGGGUCUAUAAGAAGUACCCCAGCGUGUUUAAGAAGGCUCAGGGCAUCGUGGAGGAGAGCGUCACUGGAGUCCACAGGUUGUACCAGCUGUCCAAGGCAGGCAAGCUGUGUGUCCCGGCCAUGAAUGUCAACGACUCGGUUACCAAGCAGAAGUUUGACAACCUCUACUGCUGCAGAGAGUCCAUCCUGGACGGUUUGAAGAGGACCACUGAUGUGAUGUUCGGAGGGAAACAGGUGGUGGUGUGUGGUUACGGAGAGGUGGGUAAAGGUUGCUGCUCUGCUCUGAAGGCUAUGGGAGCCAUCGUCUGCAUCACAGAGAUAGACCCCAUCUGUGCCCUGCAGGGCUGCAUGGAUGGGUUCAGGGUGGUCAAGCUGAAUGAAGUCAUUCGUCAGAUGGAUAUUGUGAUAACCUGCACAGGCAAUAAGAACGUGGUGACCAGAGACCAGCUGGAUCGGAUUAAGAACGGAUGUAUAGUCUGCAACAUGGGACAUUCCAAUACUGAGAUUGAUGUGGCCAGCCUGCGGAGCCCGGAGCUCACCUGGGAAAGGGUGCGUUCUCAGGUGGACCAUGUUAUCUGGCCCGACGGCAAGAGGGUCAUUCUGCUGGCUGAGGGUCGUCUGUUGAAUCUGAGCUGUUCCACAGUCCCCACGUUUGUUCUGUCCAUCACAGCGACUACUCAGGCCCUGGCUCUGAUUGAACUGUUCAAUGCUCCUGAGGGACGCUACAAACAGGACGUCUAUCUGCUGCCUAAGAAAAUGGAUGAGUACGUGGCCAGCUUGCACAUGCCCAACUUUGACGCCCACCUGACAGAGCUGUCUGAGGAGCAAGCCAAAUACAUGGGCCUGAACAAGAACGGACCCUUCAAACCCAACUACUACAGGUAUUGAUGGGAAUGGACAACGCGACAACAUCUGGAAUAAGUGAAUAUAAUAUCUCUAUUUUAUUUCAUAAGUUAUUACAAAAGGGAAGAAUAAUCAUUAUUUUGCUUUUGCUGAAUGUAAAUGUUAUUAUUAACAUUGUCAUGCAUAAUAAUAUUGAUUAUAAUAUCUAACUUGUCUGUCGGGUACAUGAAUCUAACCAUGCAUAUCAAACAGCAGAGACCGAUAACGUGUUCCAAAUGGCAUCCUAUUUCAUUUGUAGUGCACUACUUUUGACCAGAGCCUAUGGGUAGUAGUGCACUACAUAGGGAAUAGGGUGCCAUUUGGGCCUUAGCUAAAGCGAGUAACCAUUAAAAAUAUUAGUCAUAUAUUUUAGUCUGCUGGCUAUGCUUUAAUCUCCUUGAAGUAUCAAUUUAGUCACAAUCACAAUGUCAAUAUGUCACUGUUACUGUGUACACACACACACACACACACACAUACACACACACACACACACGCGCACACACACACACACACACACACACACACACACACACACACACACACACACACACACACACACACACACACACACACACACACACUGACAUUUUAAAUUAAGUCAAUUCCAUGAGCCAGAUUUGGGUUUGUGAUCCUAACUGGGAAUGUUUUAAUGUCUGGUGAAGCAUUGAAGAAGCUACGUGUCAUUAAGCUGAGAGUCAAUGUGUCUUCACAGCCACUUGCUUAAUCAGGUCAUCUCAAUGUUUAAGUUCAUUCGUGGCUAUUUCUUAUGUUUGAAAUUCUUCUCGACUUUAGGGAUUUAAAGGCACCGUUUGUCCUAGUUCAUCUGUAUAUUAUCUCAUAGAAACUGUUCUGUUGUCACUAAAUGGUUCUAUUGGAUUUGAAGUUGUAUGUUGACAGACAUGUGAGGGUUUCUGUUUUCACUUGCUUAUGUUGAUCAUCUAAAUUAUUUCUACUUGUGAUUGUUGUAACUGGAUGUAUGAUAUAGCAGCAAUAAGCUCAUCCAAUAAUUAAUAAACAGAAAUAUACGUUUAUAA